UGUUGUUAAAACUACUGAGGGAGCACUACCAUUUGACUGAAGCAACUCCUUGUGCAUUUCAGAUGAACACAGAGACGGAGGAUGACUUUUAUCAAUCUGAGGACGACUUGGAUGAAGAUGAGGCAACCCAAUAUAUAAUUGAACAAAGUCUGAUUGAAUAUAGAAAACUCAAAGGAUUGAAUCCAAGUGACCUGAAACCCAGUGAAGAUCCUGAUGAGAUUUUCAAAGCAAUCAAGGAGGGUGAUGAGGAUGCACUGAACAGACUGGCAGUGCAACCAGAGACUCUGUCAAGAGUUGAUGAACGAGGUUGGAUCCCCCUGCACGAGGCUGCAGUGCAUCAGGAUAAAAGGAUGCUUGAGAUUAUAUUCUCCGCAUCAUCCCCCGGUGCAGUCCACUGUCGCACUCUCAAGGGUGAGACGCCACUGUUUCUAGCUGUGGUCCAUGGACUCAGAGAGAACGCUACAUUCCUGUUACAGAACGGUUGUAGCCCGGAUCUCCAGAAUGAUGAGCAGGAUUCUCCAUUAGUCGCAGCUAUCUUGAAUGACCAGUAUGACCUGGCCACACUCCUGCUUCGCUACAAUGCCAAAGUAGACCACACAGGACAAAUGAACAGGACAGCUCUUCAUGAGUGUGCCUUUUUAGGCUUGGAGAACUUUGUCUAUCUGCUCCUGGAGUCUGGUGCCAACCCAAAUGCAUGCGACAUCAAAAAGAAAACUCCACUGGCUCUGGCUGCACAGAAUGGACAUUUGAAUGUGGUGGAGGUCCUAUUACACAAAGGAGCCCAUGUGUGGUGUGAAUCAGACUCAGGCACUAUUUUGUUUGAAGCAGCAGCAUCAGGAAACCCUGAUGUAAUCUCCUUACUUCUGGACAAUGGAGCAGAUCCGAACACACCUCUUUACAGUGGGCACCUGCCAAUUCACCGUGUGGCAUACCACGGACACAGACUGGCACUGGAGCACCUCAUCCCAGUGACCAAACUGGACGCUGUAAAGGAAAGUGGCAUGAGUCCUCUCCAUUCUGCGGCUGCUGGGGGACAUGCCCAUUGUGUGGAGAUCCUGCUCAAAGCUGGCUACGAUCCAAACUUCAUGCUUCACCCAAGGGUGCGCCGCAGCUAUGAUGAUGAGCGCAGGUCUGCCCUAUUUUUUGCUGUGUCCAACAAUGAUCUUCAGUGCACCCGCUUGCUUUUAGAAGCUGGGGCAAUGGUGAACCAGGAUCCUAUCACCUGUUUGCAGGUGGCUCUUAGACAGGGCAACUAUGAACUGAUCAACACAUUGCUGAAGUUUGGGGCAAAUGUAAACUACUACUCCCGUGUCAACACCACUCACUUCCCAUCAGCACUGCAGUAUGCCUUGAAAGAUGAGGUGAUGCUGAGAAUGAUUCUGAACCAUGGAUAUGAUGUUAAGCGUUGCUUUGACUGUCCGUAUGGCGACAGUUCCCAUGGUCCUUGGACGACCUCAGUCAUCAAAGACAUGGUGUUCUGUGAGGUGAUAACCGUGUCCUGGCUUAAGCACUUAUCUGCUCAGGUGGUGCGCAUCAUGCUCGACUACACCGACCAUGUCUCCUUCUGCACUAAACUUAAGGAAACUUUGGAGGAGCAGAAACAGUGGCCAGAGAUCUGUCAUAUUCAAAGAAAUGUACGGAGUUUGAAGCACCUCUGUCGGUUGCAGAUUAGGCAGCAUCUCAGUCGUCUGCGCUUGAGAUCCCCAGCCUUCAUCAACUUCCUUCCUCUUCCUCCCAGGCUGAAAGAUUACAUACGCUACAAGGAGUUUGAUGUUUACAGCAGGGGCAGCAUGGUUAACCCCAUGUGAAAACACAUUUACAGAUGUCACAGAUAGAGGGACAAAGACAGUCACUCAUUUGCAUUGUUAUUGUAUGUUUAUGUACAUGUACAUGUUUUAUGUAGCCUACUUUGAGCCUUGACUUAUUUAUUGUUAUUUGUAUAAACCUGUAUGUACUUUAGGGUUCUAUCAAUAGCUGCAGUGAUAUGUCAGUCUUGUGUAAAGAUUUACUCUGUUAUAGUGGCUCCUCUGG
This is a messenger RNA of Seriola dumerili (greater amberjack), 2031 nucleotides long. RefSeq names its product dynein heavy chain 12, axonemal-like (gene asb14b). The record is from RefSeq and is a predicted model, not a curated record. Lineage: Eukaryota; Metazoa; Chordata; Actinopteri; Carangiformes; Carangidae. Gene Ontology annotation, biological process: intracellular signal transduction. Gene Ontology annotation, molecular function: protein binding. Bases 63 to 1808 code for a protein of 581 amino acids. The transcript is spliced from 10 exons.